Messenger RNA from Amoebophrya sp. A25, 2103 nucleotides. The record is from the annotation of a GenBank genome assembly. NCBI's taxonomy places the organism in Eukaryota, Dinophyceae, Syndiniales, Amoebophryaceae.
UAGAUCAUCAACACCAUCAGUAUAUCAAAAUUAGAAUCAGCAGCACUAGAGCUCGAGCCGACAUAUUUUCUGUCGCUGUCGACGAAGAUCGCCAUUUGUCCGACACGACUUACCACAAACAACAACCGCUACAGAUGGCACGGUAAAGAUUCAUCUCAUCUGCGACUAACAAUCAUUAAGGUUUCUUUGAAAAGAAGAUCUGUACUAAUCACAUAGCUAAGAGAGCUAAGGACGAUCGUGUAAAGGCAAGAUGACCAUGACCACCACCACAUUCGGUUCUGUGGGCAACAAGGAGACCUUGGAGCAGCAGCUCCUGGAACUCAAUGCCCAGCUAACCGGUAAGGUAGCCGUCUACCAUGCCUCAAGCGCCGGUUACGAUAAGGUCAUGAAAGAGAAGACGAGGUCAAGCUCGAGUACAAGUACAAGUACAAGUACAAGUACAAGCACGGUUCCUAAUCAUAGUUAUCGAGUAGAAGAGGUAGAGGACGAGGACAAGGUACGUCGCUUACGCGAGAAGCAGAUUCUUGCCGAUCCGUGUGCAGAGGCAUGGCGCUGUGACCACUGUGCUUGCUUGGUUCUUCAAGCCGACGUAAUUCACGUACCGGACUCCGGAUAUACGGUCCAUAAUAGAUGCGGAGGUGUGUUGAAGCACAUCGUGCCACGGACAGGACCGGGUGGCGUGGUAUUGUCAUCAACUUCAUUGGGAGGAGCUGUUUCUUCAACUUUAGGUGCAUUAGAAAAUCAUGGAUGCGGGAUUGGUUCUCCUACUACUCCCGCAUCUAUGAUUUUCGGAAGUACCAGUGGAUGUUCUGCAUUUCCUCCCGCAUCGAGCUCGAGCAGCCAACGCAUGAUAGCUGGAACAUGCAGAAGUACAAGAAUGUCUUCAUCAGCAGCAGGUAGUAGUUCAUCUUGCAAGAACAACAUCUUGGCAAACGCAAGAGCAAUAAGUUCGUCGACACGGCGCAUGAUCUCACGACACGAACGACAGGACGACGACGAAAUGAUGGCAGACGCAGACGCACUAGAGGACCUAGAUGAAGAAGAAAAUCACUUGAUGUUCGAUUCUAGUCCUGCUCAAUCUAGAGAUGAGGGUGUUGAGGAGAAUGAUGUUGAGAAUCAUGAAGAUGACUUGCUUCUCGCAGCUGCCAAUAGAAGCAGAUCACUACCUGGCAACUCUUCAAUUGCCUGUACUAUCGCAGACGAUUUCAUGGAUGAAGUGAUCGAGCUUCAAGAUGACUCUUGCAGGAAUCACGCAUCUUCUACUACUACUUACGAGCCAUCAGCGGCAAUGAAGGAGCUCGACAGACUGCUCGCAUUAGAAGAGGCCGCUGAAGCACAGGAAGAGAAACCUUCGAGGAGGAAAAAGUUUAGUCUCGGUAGUACUCCGUGCCCGGCUCCGACAAGCUUGUUACAAGUACCUCCACGAGAGCAAGCGGGUGCGUCGAGCAAGAAAAAAGCAAGUUCUUCAUCGUCCACUACUGCGCGACAAGAUAAGAGUAGAAAUGAUUUUCCUGAAAGUACGAGUUCACGCUCACCCACAUCACAAGAAGAGCACCCACUUUCAUCUGUUUUGCAGCAUGAUACUGUCGAAACACAUCAAAUUGGUCAACAACUACACCAUAAUUUUCCUUCAUCUAGCCCCGCUAAUCCUAACAUGACCCUGCCACAAGGAUCAUCAGGAACAUCACAGAAUCAAGAGUCUGCAGCUGCUCUUCCGAGCAACGGGCGAGAGCAUAAUGUCACAUCCUACUGCAUGCGUGAAAUUUUUAACACAUCUGGCGGUGGUAUAAAGCGGAGACUUGAGGCAUGUUAGUGAUACUAAUUGAAAAACUUCUAAGACGCAAGACUUAGACUAUCACCAUCACAAGCCCGACAAGAAAGUACUAAUUGUUGUUCUACAGGAAGAAUCUCCACUCAUCCUGCUCAUGAUCCCCAUCCCUUUUUAUUUAGGCUUGAUGUUCCUGCUCAAUGGCGAGUUUUAGUGUCCACCUGAUGGGCAACAUUAUCAUUACGUGUCAUACGUGUAGAGACGCACCAACACUUGCGCCAGAUGAUGCUGCUGAAGCUACAGGGAAGACUUCUGUACUUGUUGUAUCACUUUAC